AUGAGUAAUGGCACAAAUAGCGACGGUCGUGAACGAAUUCCAAGAGAAAAGUUACACGAACAAAAUGAACAGUUGACACAAAAACAAGUACAAACUUUACAAUUUGUUCAGGAGAUAGCACGUGAAAAUAAGGCACUGAAGGCCACAAUCGCUGAAUAUGAGAAAGAGAAGGAGAAAUGUAAGGAGAUUCAUGCCAUCGCUGAAGAGAGUCAGAAACGACUGAAGCAGAUGCAGGAACAACUUCAGCAGAGAGGAGAUGAAAUUAAUGCGAUGUUACUGGAGAAACACAAGGAAGAGAUUCCAGCGGAGACAGACCCUGAGAUGAUGAAAGUUCUAGAAGAAAAAGUGGAAGGAGAAAGACAACUGACAUUGGAGAAAAAUGAGCUUCGGGACCGUGUGGACAAACUUGAGCACACUAAUCAGGAAUUACUCUUACGACUGGAAGGACAAACGGCUCUGCAGAGCAGAAUAGAGGACGAGCAGAAGUUAUCCAAAUCAUAUAAGGAUGAAAAUGAAGAACUGAAGCGGGAACUAGAAAGCUUGAGACAUCAGAAACGUCAACCUGUUGAUUUUGAAGAAUUAGAUAUGAUGAAAGCCAGAAAUAACCAGCUUUUACAGGAGCUAAGGGAGGCAAACCAGAAAAACAUGGAACUCAACUUUCGUCUCAGUAAAUUGGAGAAGGAGUUAUCACAACAGGAAGAGGAUAAGGACAAGGUGACCUUGAUAGAGAACCUCAAGGUCAAAGUCACACAAAUGCAGGCAGAACGAGGAAGUGCUCUGGAAAAAGAACGUAAUUAUGAAAAAUUGAUUAGAGAACUGCAAGCGGAAAUUAUGAGUUUAAAAGAGUCCUAUGUGAUAUUGGAAUCAGAUAAACAAAGGAUUUAUGCAGAGUAUCAAAGAAUUAUGACAGAACUUAUGUAUUUACGUAAAAAGGAUUCAAUUGAUAGCGCAAGUAAGUCGUUCAAAGAUUUUGUACAAUUGAAGAGAGAAUUGAAUGAAGUUAAAAGUGAAAAUAGUGACUUACGACGAAUGGUGAAGCCAUCACAGUUGCCAAUGUUGAAGGACAGUGAGAGUGUGAAGAGAGUAGAAGAAAGGCGAGGAUCGGGUUCUUCACAAGCCUCAAAGUCCUCAAACAGUGGCAGACAAAAACAGCAAAGAACAAAGAGUUUGAACUUUUUAACUAGUUAA
Molecule: messenger RNA, 1188 nt
Organism: Ylistrum balloti
Lineage: Eukaryota; Metazoa; Mollusca; Bivalvia; Pectinida; Pectinidae
Product: repetitive organellar protein-like
Exons: 6
Coding region: 1-1188 (395 amino acids)
Source: RefSeq, a predicted model, not a curated record